GUCUACUACUUGUACUAUAAAUAACUAACCACGCCUUCACUCAGGGUGAUAGUUCAUUGAAGUUGUUCACUGAAGUGUCACAAAGCCAGUGUACAAGAAAAUGUCGUACCGAGCAGUUAAGGCAGGAUUAGCUAGGGAUACCCAAAUAAAGAUCGACUCCCAGUUUGACAUUGACGAAGCGAAGAAAUGUUUGUACUGGAUAGGGGAAAUAACUGGCGAAAACAUAGAGAUCCAGGACCUAGAUGACCGUAGAGAAAUGUCCUAUAGUUUCCAUGGUAUAAUGAAGGACGGAAUAUUGUUGUGCAAAUUGAUAGACGCACUUCUUCCUGAUGGAAAGAAAAUAGAUUUUACGAAGAAAACAUUCCAAGAGACAAAUAAUCAAGCGUUUAAAAUGGCGCGUGAGAGAGAACGAAUUGGCAUAUUUCUAAUGAAAGCGCAGGAAUACGGUGUUCCGGAUACUAACUUAUUUCAAACGGACUAUUUAUAUGAGAGGACUAAUUUAGUGCAAGUGUGUACAUGUAUAAGAGCUUUAGGAAUAGAGGCACAGAGUCGCCCGGGUUACCAGGGACCAGAGAUCUGGCCGAAAAAGUCUGAGCAUAAUGUGAGAACGUUCAGCGAGGAACAGCUAAAAGCCGGGCAGCAAGUAAUCGGUCUUCAGUACGGAUCUAACAAAGGCGCAAGUCAGGCUGGGAUGAGCUUUGGCAAGGCUAGAAUGAUUCUAGACUGAGAAGUUUAUAUUUUGAAAAGGAAAUGUUAUUUGCGUGUAGUGAAUCGAAACCGUGUCAAGGAACGAGAUUUACAACGUUAACUUGGUAUUGGACGAGAUAAAAAAAACUAUUUUGAAAAAUAUUAUGUUUAGAGGAAAUUUUGUAACGUACUCUGAAGAGAAAAAUCCUAACCAGAUGACCUACACAGAGUAUGCCCACAUCAUACAGCAUAUUGAAAUCCACUUUUUUUUUUCAAUUUUUUUUGUCGUUAUCUGAGCCGGGAACUCUAUAGAUUUGCUGUUCUCUUGUAUUCAGUAUUGCCUAAGAAAUGUAUUAGUAGAAAGUAACUGCACAAAGUUUUCUCAACAUUGAAUCCAUUGUUUUCAUUCAGGGAAAAUGUUAUGUGUAAUGAGGUAUUUGAAAAUUCUCUAUUCCAUAAUCAAAACAUUGUUUAUCUAAAUGUCAGUUUUUAAUCAAAAAUGCAUGUUUGUAAAACAUGAAAAAUUUAAAAGGAAAAGUGUUAAAACGUGUUAAAGUAUUGUUGCAAUGUACUCGGUGAUCGUUGAAGUAUUGUACGUGUAAUUUAUGAUAUAACAUGUGUAACUUCAUUGUACUUGUCGGCAGCCAUGUUUGGUACUUGUUUGUGUUGUUUUCUUAGUUUUUUUUGCUGAUCUCCUUACACCAUACGUGUGUAUAUGAUAUACAGUUAUAGAGAUAUCACAGGGAAUGUUAAUUAUGUAAACAAAGUUGACGAGUUUUGGCAGAGCCUUAUUACAAUAUUUAUUUUAACAUCUAUACGUACUGGUACACAAUGUACAAUCUAACCAUUACUCUUUCUCGUGUUUAACCUUUAGCCUGUUGGCGUCAAGCGAUUUUGCCCUUGCGACCGGGGCAGAUUAAGAUCAGCCUGUCUGCACGGAUAGUCAUGGUCUGCACUGCGCUAUUCGGUCAGUAAAUUUUCAGCGAACACCCCUUUGAAUAAUUAAUGGUACUACCCAAAUUGAAUGAUAGACCAGUCCAUUUUAGAAAUUUAGCAGGGUAAAGGUUAAGUUAGUAAUCAUGCCAUGGCCUGUAGACGUUCCCGAUGUCUCCAGCAGCUGAUCUCAUGUAGAAAGUUAGUUUCAUUAAUCUAUAUAAAAUAUAUAGAGAGAACGCACAGUGUGUUUGUUUAAGUCAACAUGUAACAAGCCUUUUACACCUGGCAUUGUACGUAAAAUGUUGAUAAAUUAUUCACGGCCUGGAACGUUAGGAAAAUUGGCUUAAACACACUGUAUUUUAACAAUGCGGAUUAAGUAAAUUAUAUAGAAGGGGAAUAAUUCAUUUAUUAUUGUACGAAAUAAAAUUUACUGGAUUGGUCUCCCUUAUCCCUGUACUUUAUCAUCUGUGUGUACUAACUGAAUAUAACGUAGUAAGACACAAGCAGAACAUUCAUAUAGUAGUGACACAAGUGCUAUAUUAUUGAUGAUCUCGUAUUGUUUAUUUCCAAGAACAACCCCUGAUUUCGGUGCUUAUUUGCAUACUAAUAUGAAUCAGACAUUUAUGUCUGUCAGAUCGAAAAAUGUUUGAUUUCAGUUUUUGUGUUGAAGCCCUGCGUUUCAACUCUUGUGCUAAAAUGUUUGUUAUUUUGUGUAGUAAGUCUUACUGUAGUGGUUUACCAGUAUUUAUCAGUAUUCUGUCUUGUUUGAUGCUGCCAUACGCACACUUAUUAUUCAAUAAAAUGUUUAAUAGUCACAAA
This is a messenger RNA of Mercenaria mercenaria, 2442 nucleotides long. RefSeq names its product myophilin-like. The coding region runs from base 101 to 727 and encodes 208 amino acids. The record is from RefSeq and is a predicted model, not a curated record. The transcript has 5 exons. Gene Ontology annotation, molecular function: protein binding. Lineage: Eukaryota; Metazoa; Mollusca; Bivalvia; Venerida; Veneridae.